Pocillopora verrucosa is the source of this 1496-nucleotide messenger RNA. RefSeq lists its product as uncharacterized. Lineage: Eukaryota; Metazoa; Cnidaria; Anthozoa; Scleractinia; Pocilloporidae. Gene Ontology annotation, molecular function: protein binding. The record is from RefSeq and is a predicted model, not a curated record. Gene Ontology annotation, biological process: regulation of apoptotic process.
AGUUAUGAUACUCUUGGAUAGUCACGCGAUACAGCUGAAAUUCCCGGAAAGCCAGUCGAUAUACGUCCAAUUUUUACUUCCUUCCAACUACCUGAGAGGACAGCAAAUCUUUGUUUUAUGUGUUAUUCGAAGCGUUUCUUGUUGAGGUAACAUCAAUAACACAAAUAACAACAAAAUCCGUGCGUCGAAAGAACAGCUCUCAAAUAUCUGAACAGCGUAACGCAACUUGAAAAGGAAUAAAAAAUGGCGGUGCUUAGUCUCGAUCCAUUUCGGAUUCUUUUAAACAACAUCAGCAACGAACUGGAGGAAAAAGAUCUUCAGAGCUUGAAAAAUGUUUGUGCAGAGUGGAUUCCGGGUGGUCAGCGUGAGAAAAUCCAAGACGGUUGGGACUUUUUAAACCAUCUCCGAAGGCUGAACAUAAUCGGGGACGAACCCGAGAAAGUGGCAAACUUGCUGAUGAUUAUCAAGGUGCUAAAACGACGGGAUUUAAGUCAUCUGGUCAAAAAGCACAUUUCGAAGUACUACGAGCAACCGGAGGAAAUAUUCAAUUCAGUAAGGGCAUCCGAGUCCCUUCACAGCUCUCUAACCGGAAAUAACCAAGUAGCCUUGAACAUAGAAUCUACUGCAUUUAGGUCCUCUACGCCAUGCUGGGUUCUCAAUUGCUUUUGCUGUGAGCUCACCUGUUACAGCAGCUGUCUUAUAUUUGUGACGGUCCUUUUUGCCUUCCUCGCCGUUGCAGCCGUACUGGCGUGGUACGCCAACAUUCCUGAAGUCACCUCUUCUAUAAAAUCCAACGAUGAUUGGAACCGCGCCGGACCGUACAUUAUUGGGUUCUUGCUAUUCAUUGCAGUCUGCAGCGCUCUGGGGGUAAUUUGCCGCUUUUUUUUAACGAGACGAUAUAUUCAUCUUAAUAAUGAUCGUGAAGACAAUCAAAUAUGUGAUGGGAGAUCCAUUCAUCAUGGCGCUGACAACAACUCUGCAGUACCGAAUUCAAAGGCUAGCACACCAGUGUGUACACGAGCAGGAUCACGCAGUUCCUGUCUUGCUACCCCUUCCGGUUCGUUUUCUUCUCUUGAUACAGCCGCAAGUAUCGCUUAGUCGUGUGCAAAGACUCGGUAUGCAGCCAGUAAUGUCAUUUUUCCAUGAAAUGGCAAUAGAUUUAUUCCUGUUUUGCCAAUCUUUGCUGGAAUUAUUUUCUGCUAGAUCUCAAUCCCUAUUCGUAUACAAUCAAUUAAACUUUUAAUCUCAGACUUUGGGAGCACUUUCUUAAGAUAAACAUUUAUGAAUUUACCUCUUCGAAUUGAAGCACCACAUUGACUGUCUUGUUUUCUCUCCCUUCCCUCUCCCUCCUCUUCUCCUUCUCCCUCACCCCUCCCUCACGAAACAGUGAUUUCCCUAGAAAGCAGCCAAGAAGCGCUUCUAGACAUACCGCACAGGGGUACUGAGCGGAACUUCAGAUUUACAAUAACAUGUGAUAAUUAAGAAGCAUCAACAGA